Messenger RNA from Oppiella nova, 1734 nucleotides. The record is from the annotation of a GenBank genome assembly. NCBI's taxonomy places the organism in Eukaryota, Metazoa, Arthropoda, Arachnida, Sarcoptiformes, Oppiidae.
AUGGAUAGCUUUAAUAUCAUUAAGAAGUUCCCGCAGUUGUAUCAACUGAAAGGCAAAUAUAUUUCCAACACCGCAAACAUCAAACUGUUGGCUGUGUUGGGAUCCGAUGGCAGUGAUGUCAUAAUUGUUACCAAAGAUUAUAAUGUCUACUGUUUUGGUGUCAAUCGAUACGGAAGACUAGGUCUGGGAGUGGGAAGUGAUGUCCACUUCGAGAGACCACAACUCAACGAAAGUCUUUCGGGCAAAGGAUUGUCGAAAAUGAUCUAUGGUUUGGGUCACUGUAUAGGACUGACCACAAGUGGACAGUGCUAUGGAUGGGGACAUAAUUUUUGCGGACAACUCGGCCUCGGAUCCACUGAAGACAUGUCUACACCACAGCUCAUACAAGUGUUGAGUAAUAAAUGCAAACCCAAGAAGAUAAUUGGCGUUUGUUGUGGUGAUAAUCACACCCUUUGGUUAACCUUCGAUGGGUUGGUGUACGGCUCGGGUAGCAAUGAUUGCGGACAAACCGGUGCUGAAAGUAAUGAAAACCUUUCGGUUCCCACGAGAGUCGCAAUCGACGAAGAGAUCACUUUCAUAUCUUGUGGUCAGAACCACUCGACAGCCCUAUCAGUGACCGGCAAAGUGUAUGUCUGGGGAAGUAAUGGCAGCAGACAAUUGGGUCACUGUAUACCUCAUGGCCAGACAUACAGUAGGUCUCCCCGAGAGGUGUAUUGCUAUGAUAACAAAUUUAGACUCCGAUUCUGGAGAGCCAUUUGUGGGCCAAACCAUACGGUGCUGAUCGCAGAUAAUAACCGACUCUAUACUUAUGGCUACAGCUCUUGGAAACCAGUUGAUAGAUACGACCAUUCAUUCAAUGCCAUCGAUCCUGAAGAUAAUCGCACUACUUUUAGACCCAUUGACAUACCGGUGCCAUCGACUGGUUUCUCUUUAUUCAACAUUUACGCCAAAUUCUGCGGAUUUGAUAUGACUUUUGAAUCAAUUGCUGAACAAAUCAAAUCAAUGGACACAUCGAUUGCUGCGAAACCAAUUGCUUGCGAUUAUAACGACUGGAAUAAUGAUUCAAAUGAUAAGUACAGCGCUGAAGAUGGCUAUUCAGAGAUAUAUAUGUCUGAUGUGGAGGAAUCAGAUGUAGAAAAUCUACCAAAAGUGGUUAAAAAUACUACAUCACAGACCACGCAGUCAUUUGCAUCCGAUUUAUACCUCUUGGAUCCGCUAUUAAAUAAGGAUUUGCCACAAAAGAGUGAUUCCGAUGAGAAUGGUGUAUCAACUGAUCCAAUAACUCAUUCAACCAAUAGUUACAUUUGUGACAAACAAUGUCACGAUUCAGAUGUCCUCAGGAGUGAAGAUAAUAUCACAUCUACUGACUCAAUGACUAGUGAAUUGAGUUGUAAUCCAAUUAUUCGACGAUUUCACCGACAAUUUUCGGAAGCCUUUAACAAUCCAUUUGAUUCUGACCUCACAUUUAAAGUGCAAAACAAAUUCAUUUAUUGUAAUAAAUCUGUUCUGAAGAUUCAAAACAACAAGUUUUGGGAAACAGAAUGUCAACAGAAUUUGAUGAAUGAGAAUGAGAUACAUAUUAAGAGCUAUUCUUAUGAGACAUUUGUAUCACUUCUCAUGUAUUUCUAUGGACUCACUCCCGAAGUCAAUGACAACAACUGCACUCAACUGCUAAAGUUGGCCAAAGAAUACGGGGAACUGGAGCUCAAGGACCUACCAUUUCAAAAGCAUUAG